Messenger RNA from Liolophura sinensis, 1257 nucleotides. RefSeq names its product mucin-1-like. Bases 1 to 1257 code for a protein of 418 amino acids. The transcript has 2 exons. Lineage: Eukaryota; Metazoa; Mollusca; Polyplacophora; Chitonida; Chitonidae. The record is from RefSeq and is a predicted model, not a curated record.
AUGCCUCAUUUCUACCACGGUUUCCUCAAGGCGAUAUACAUCCCGGCAGAACACGGCUUAAGAUACAGCCCCACACCAGUACGUUCACGGUUCUACAACAACAACAACCGCAGCUUCAAACUCCAGGAUGUUCAUUAUGUGAUAACAAAGCAGUUCUGCAACAAACACGAGAAACUGACACACCAGUAUCUUGGCGAUGUAAUAACAAAACACUUCUACAAACAACUAGGACACCCUGACACACCGGUAUGUUCACCUGGUGAUAACAAAACACCUCUACAACAGCUAGGACAGCCUGACACACCAGUAUGUUCACCUGGUGAUAACAAAACACCUCUACAACAACUAGGACAGCCUGACACACCAGUAUGUUCACCUGGUGAUAACAAAACACUUCUACAACAACUAGGACAGCCUGACACACCGGUAGGCCUAUGUUCACCUGGUGAUAACAAAACACCUCUACAACAACUAGGACAGCCUGACACACCGGUAUGUUCACCUGGUGAUAACAAAACACUUCUACAACAGCUAGGGCACCCUGACACACCGGUAUGUUCACCUGGUGAUAACAAAACACUUCUACAACAGCUAGGACAGCCUGACACACCAGUAUGUUCACCUGGUGAUAACAAAACACCUCUACAACAGCAAGGACAAGCUGACACACCGGUAUGUUCACCUGGUGAUAACAAAACACCUCUACAACAACUAGGACAGCCUGACACACCAGUAUGUUCACCUGGUGAUAACAAAACACCUCUACAACAACUAGGACAGCCUGACACACCGGUAUGUUCACCUGGUGAUAACAAAACACUUCUACAACAGCUAGGACCGCCUGACACACCAGUAUGUUCACCUGGUGAUAACAAAACACCUCUACAACAACUAGGACACCCUGACACACCGGUAUGUUCACCUGGUGAUAUCAAAACACCUCUACAACAACUAGGACAGCCUGACACACCGGUAUGUUCACCUGGUGAUAACAAAACACCUCUACAACAGGUAGGACAGCCUGACACACCAGUAUGUUCACCUGGUGAUAACAAAGCACCUCUACAACAACUAGGACAGCCUGACACACCAGUAUGUUCACCUGGUGAUAACAAAACACCUCUACAACAGCUAGGACACCCUGACACACCGGUAUGUUCACCUGGUGAUAACAAAACACUUCUACAACAAGUAGGACAGCCUGACACACACCAGUAUGUUCACCUGGUGAUAACAAAACACCUCUACAACAACUAG